AUUAACAUACAACCAAACAAUAAAUUGUUAUAAAGAAAAAAAAACAACAGCAACAACAACAAAAGGCUGAAAAAUGAACAGUCACUAUCAGUAAGAAGAAAAAAGUCACAGAAAACCCGUCACUUACUUACACAAUGAGAUGCUGCUGAUGCCGAUGAUGAUGAUUAUGAUGAAAAGUAGAAGACAAAAAUUUUAGUUAAAACCUAAAAAUAAUGAAAAAAUCUUUAGUCGAUAAAGAGCAAUAAACGGGAGCGAACGAACGCCUGCGAACAGCAUCUUAAAAUCGAGUGAACAAAAGAAACACUCAACCAGAACAGUGAAAAAAUUUAACUAAAAAUACCAAAACUGUUUUGGAGUAUAAAACGUGCAAACAAUAAAAACAAAAACUCGCUAACAUAAAUCUCAUAAUUAUUUUAAAACGCUGCUUGUGCUGCGCACUAAAUAAAAAAUGAAUAAGAAUUUAUUAAUAACGUUUUUAUGUAUGGUAUGCAUACAUUCUGUCAGCGUUUAUGGGAAAUCUUUAUUCGACAGCAAAUCGAAUCCAGAACACGAUCUAAAACCCGAAGGAGCUACAAGUUAUUCGAAUUUUUGGCCAUAUCACGAAAAUGAAUAUCGUCAUGUGCGUUAUGGACGACAUAAGCCAUAUAGUCAUUUCGAUUCUGACUCGGAUUAUGAUGAUGGUGAAGACGACGACGAUUCAUUUUAUGGACAUAAUCAUGAUUACCAUGAUCAUCAUUUCCACGACAGUUAUCCGCCAAAACACAUACCACAUCCAGUUUAUGGUGGCAGUCAUGAAAGAAAUCCACAAUUUGGGGUACAUGGUGGUUCACCGCAUGUGAGUACUGGAUAUGGAAGACCAUCCGUACAAGGAGGUUAUGGCGGACGUCCGCCAUUUCCAGGACACAUUCCUCCACGAUUUCCACCACCUCCGGUAACGGAUAACAGUUUUAUAAACCCUUGGCACGAACAGCCUCCAUCAAACUCUUGGACACCUUUUAUCCCUGCCCCUGGUAAUAGAGAUGUAAUAUCACAGAUUCCAAAUGUUCCUAAGACCACAUCAGUGCCUCUUCCAACGUUAAGUGCUUCCUCGACCACAACGGAACCAUCAACUACAGCUCCUACAACGUCAUCCACAACGACGACAACAACUACCAUUGGUCCUCUUGAAAUAGAUUUACGUUCUGGUUUUAAAUAGGUGCACUUUUAUUUAUAAGCAAUACAAUAAAAUGAAAAACCAUAUAGUUUUGUAAA
This is a messenger RNA of Musca domestica (house fly), 1251 nucleotides long. RefSeq lists its product as uncharacterized. The transcript is spliced from 4 exons. The record is from RefSeq and is a predicted model, not a curated record. Lineage: Eukaryota; Metazoa; Arthropoda; Insecta; Diptera; Muscidae. The coding region runs from base 449 to 1195 and encodes 248 amino acids.